Molecule: messenger RNA, 1002 nt
Organism: Zophobas morio
Lineage: Eukaryota; Metazoa; Arthropoda; Insecta; Coleoptera; Tenebrionidae
Exons: 3
Coding region: 1-1002 (333 amino acids)
Molecular function (GO): nucleic acid binding
Source: RefSeq, a predicted model, not a curated record
AUGUACACUAAAGCAUCCGAGCGGGAGAAGUUCAAAGCGUUAAGAGAUCACCAUAUGAAUUAUGACACCUACAUGUCCCGUUCUUCAACCCUGCAGAAUGAUUUCUUAUGGUGGGAAUCAGCAAUUCAAAACGCUCAUAAUGACAUACGUUUUGACAACUACGACCUUGUAAUUUAUACUGACGCGUCUCUUACUGGCUGGGGAGUCUGUUGCGACGAAGAGAAGACACAGGGUUGGUGGACUGCUACUGAAUCACAACAUCACAUAAAUUAUCUAGAACUCUUGGCAAUUGCUUACGCAUUAAAAUCCCUUGCAAAGUAUAAAGAAUCUUGCAGCAUUUUAAUCAGAACGGAUAAUACAACUGUAUUAUCAUACAUAAACCGCAUGGGCAGUAUACAAUACCCAGCGCUGUCUAACCUAGCAAGAGAUAUUUGGGAAUUUUGCGAAGAAAGAAAUUUAUGGUUUUUUGCUUCAAUGAUUAACUCGGGGAAAGAUACAGUAGCAGAUUCGGAAGUUCGGGUCGCGUGCUGCGUGGCGCGGACGAACCUUCAACAAGUUCGGGUCACGAGCUGCGUGCCGCUUCCCGAGGAAACCGAAUAUGAGUUGUCGGACGGAGCCUUCAACCAAAUCACGUUACGAUUUGGUGCUCCACAAAUUGAUUUCUUUGCUUCUAAAGCUAACCACAAGUGUCGAAGAUACGUAUCUCUACUGCGCGAUCCCGAAUCAGAACAUGUCGAUGCUUUCACAAUUCCAUGGACAGGCUUCUUCUUUUACGCCUUCCCUCCAUUUUGUUUAAUUUUGAGAUGCCUCAACAGAAUUGUGAAUGCCCAAGCGGAGGGCAUUAUGGUUGUGCCUUUCUGGCCCACACAACCUUGGCAUUCCAUUUUCUUGAAGUUACUUACACAAGAGCCUCUACGUUUGCGCCAAGUUCAGCUUACCAUGGUGGCAGGACUUUUAUCAGCCAAGCAUUUAGUUUCCGAAAUGUCCCUGAGGAAGCCAUAA